This is a messenger RNA of Aspergillus ruber CBS 135680, 1604 nucleotides long. RefSeq names its product NAD-dependent succinate-semialdehyde dehydrogenase. Bases 1 to 1500 code for a protein of 499 amino acids. The record is from RefSeq and is a predicted model, not a curated record. NCBI's taxonomy places the organism in Eukaryota, Fungi, Ascomycota, Eurotiomycetes, Eurotiales, Aspergillaceae. Gene Ontology annotation, molecular function: succinate-semialdehyde dehydrogenase (NAD+) activity. The transcript has 4 exons.
AUGUCUGCGACUACUCUUUUCAUGCUGGAAGACAACACCCUCUUCCAUGAAGCCUCACUACUGAAUGGCCAAUACGUCCAAGCGCGAGGAGGCCGUCGGUUCGGCAUCGAAGAUCCUGGAUCAGGCCAAACGUUUGCCUUUUGCCCUACAAAUGCGGUCGCAGAUGUCGACGAGUUUGUCACGUCUUCGCAGAAUGCCUUCCUUGAAUACCGCAAGACGAACCCCCGAGAGCGUUCCAAGAUGCUCCUCGAAUGGCACCGUCUGGUUUCGAAUGCCAAAAAAGACAUUGCUAUGCUUGUUGUCUAUGAAACUGGCAAGCCAAUGGCUGAAGCGUUGGGCGAGGUUGAUUACGCGUUGGGCUUUGCCUGGUGGUUUGCCGGUGAAGCCGAACGUGUACGUGGCUCCAUUGCUCAACCUUCCAUUUCCAGCCGUCGGACCUUUGUCAUUAAACAGCCCAUCGGCGUCAGUGUUGCUCUUGUGCCCUGGAAUUUCCCCAUCGCCAUGACGAUCCGGAAGGCUGCAGCAGCACUGGCUGCUGGCUGCACCAUUAUCAUUAAGCCGUCACCGGAGACACCUUUGAGUAUCUUGGCGCUCGCGGAUCUGGCUCUCCGUGCAGGCUUUGCGCCAGGUGUUUUGAAUAUUUUGACAACAGAUAACGCGAACACGCCCACCGUUAGCGAGGCCCUGUGCAAGCAUCCCCUUGUUCGCAAGGUAACCUUCACCGGCAGCACUGCAGUUGGUGAGCUCAUUGCGAGGCACUGCAGUGUUGGUUUAAAGAAGGUCACUCUCGAGCUGGGAGGGAACUGUCCAUUCUUGGUUUUCGACGAUGCUGAUCUCGACCAAGCUCUGGCUGCCUUAAUGGUCCUAAAAUGGCGCACCGCAGGUCAGGCCUGCACCCAUGCGAACCGUGCAUACGUACAGAGUAGCGUGUAUGAAAAGUUCCUGUUAAUGAUUGUGGAAGCAACCAAGCAAAUUCGAGUGGGACACGGUUCUAGCCCAGAAACUACCAUGGGGGCGUUGACAACGGUCCGUGGCAUCGAGAAGAUGGAGAAACACAUAGCCGAUGCUGUUUCGAAAGGUGGAAAGGUUGUCUACGGUGGUGGACGAGUUGAGCCUCUUAAUGGGAAUUUCUUCCAGCCAACUGUUAUCUCCGGGAUGACCUCCUCAAUGUUAACCACUCGAGAGGAGAUAUUCGGUCCUCUUCUGGGCGUGUACAGGUUUGACUCUGAAAAUCAAGCAGUUGAGAUGGCAAACAAUACGAACAUGGGCCUGGCAUCUUAUUUUUUCACAAAGGACGCCAGCCGCACCUGGCGGUUGCUUGAGAGUCUUGAGGCUGGCAUGAUUGGAAUGAACACUGGAAACUCGUCUGCUGCAGAGUCGCCCUUUGGCGGUAUCAAGGCUUCUGGAUAUGGAAAGGAAGCAGGAAAAGAUGUUGCUAUCGAAGAGUAUAUAGUUGCCAAAACCGGCACUUUGACUGUUGAACCUAGCCCAAAACUCUAAAAUGUCAGGCUAUUGGCAUCUCUCACUAAGCACGCCUGAAUUAGUUGCUUCUUUCCCCUUGUUUUUUGUUGUUACGGUUGUUUCGAUCACUGCUUCCUUAUCAG